Molecule: messenger RNA, 2193 nt
Organism: Amyelois transitella
Lineage: Eukaryota; Metazoa; Arthropoda; Insecta; Lepidoptera; Pyralidae
Exons: 2
Coding region: 1-2193 (730 amino acids)
Molecular function (GO): zinc ion binding; nucleic acid binding
Source: RefSeq, a predicted model, not a curated record
AUGUUCGCACAAGUGCGAUCGGAGAGACCAGCUGUUGUUAAGAAGGCCCUGGAAUGGCCAGCCACAGGUGAUGAAGACCGCGAAGGGCGAUUGGGGGGUGCAGGGGGAGGUCGAUUAGUCGCCUCCUUCCGGGUGGGAGACCGGCCAGAGGCUGGCUCACUUUCCGAUGCGGAAUGGGUGAGCGUAGAGAGUCUGUUCGAGGAGCAACCCCGGCAGCGGGCUCCAAAAAGGGGCCGUGAGGGGGAUGAUUGUGCCAGUGCAGAAAUGCCGGCACCGAAAGCGCCCAAGGCGCCAACUAUGAAGGCCGUGAAAGCGGCCAAAAAAGGUGGUCGGCCGAAGUCGACUUUGUCCGCUGACGCCCGUCGGGAGUUAGUGGCGGCAAAGCGCGACGAGGCCGAAAAGAUCGUGGCCGAGAUGGCCAAAAAGGCGGAGACGCUGCAGGCGACAUCGCCCGCAGACAAGGGCACCCUUGGGGACCAGGCCGCAACGAAUAUAAAAAUUAUUCGGGAAAUUGCGGCCCAUUCAGGGAACCUCAAGGGUACGUUUCAAAAGGGCCUGAAGGACGCUGCAGCGUCCCUAGAGAAGGUCAUGUCGGCUCUGAGCUCCGGGUCGACAGGUGAGGAGACUGAGCGCCUGCGCGAAAUCUGCGAGCGCAUGGAAAAUAAGAUCUCCUCACUUGAGAAGGAAAUGGCGGAGCUCAGAGCCGCCGUAGAAAGGGAGCGUCGGGCGGAAUUCCGGCAGGAGAAGACUGAGGUGCUGCAGCGCCUCAUUCUCACCACAAUGGGUCCUGUGCUGGACGCCCGUUUUGAGGGCCUCCAGGACCGUCUCCUGCCGGAGAAACGUAUGCGGCCCGCACUGGCGGCCGAUAAACGCCGUACGCCGGCAAACCAGACGACGGAUGAGAGGUUGGCUGCCUCGGUGGCCGACAUGAUCUCGGAGUCAGACGCCGAUGUGGAGGAGGUGCCGGUGCCGGCUCCGGCAAGCCGUACUGCCGUAUGGCGGAAGGCGCCCCCCCUACCGACCCCUGAACCUAAGCCCAGAAAGGGCAAAGGCAAACGGGGUAGGAAGGGAAAGGGCAAGAAAGGGAACUCUGCCCCUACGGCGCCUGAGCCGGUACCGUUGGCGACUCCACCACUGUCGUCACCGAGGUCGGCCAACUCUCCAUCCUACGCAGCCGUAACGGCUGCGCCGGCGUCACGGCCACCCGCUCCGCCACCGGCUUCUGGGCCAUCAGAAGUACCUUGGAAGAAGGUGCCGGAGAAGGGCUCCAGGAGGAAGGCCGCCGCUGCCGCUGCCCCACCCCGGGGUAACCAGGCUGCAGCCAAAAAAGAGAAGGGUCCACAACCGCUCAAACUCCGCCCACCGCGGUCGGCUGCUGUUGUGAUCAGGCUGCGGCCGGACGCGGAAAAGCGUGGAGCGACCUAUGGUCAGGUCAUGGAUCUGGCCAUGGGUAAAGUGGACCUCGGCGCCCUGGGUAUACCCGGGGUCAAGUUUAGAAAGGCGGCAACCGGUGCCCGCAUCUUAGGGAUAGCGGGCACUGAAAAGGACGACAAGGCCAACCUCCUGGCGUCCAAAUUGAAGGAGGUCCUGGAUCCUCAGGUAGCAGAGGUAUCCAGGCCUCUAAAGAGUGUGGAUAUGCGCGUGCUGGAGCUGUGCGACUCCGCCACACCAGCCUUGGUGUGUAGCGCAAUCGCUCGUGCGGGUCAAUGCCCCGAAUCGGAAAUCCGAGUCGGGGACAUUCUGGAGGACCGCUCGGGCGUUCGCACGGCCUGGGUAAGGUGUCCCAUCGCAGCGGCCAAACGGCUGACCGCCAACGGCACCAGACUCCUAGUCGGAUGGGUUUCGGCGCAGGUAAAACUGCUGCCGGCUAGGCCCAUGCAGUGCUUCCGCUGCCUAGAGACGGGUCAUGUCUCGCAGCGGUGCACUGCCGAGUCCGACAGGAGCCUGCUGUGCUACAGGUGCGGCGAGCCGGGUCACAAGGCCGCGGCGUGCAACGCCGCCCCCAAGUGCAUCUUGUGCGCGGGGGCAGGCAAGCCGACGGGGCACCGCGUGGGGAGCAAGGCGUGCUCCAGCACGCGCCAAAAUAAAAAAAGGAGAGGUGGGAAGCGGGGUGCGUCCGCGGCUACGGCCCAGACGCAGCCUGCUCGUGCGGCUCAGAGCGCCGAGGCGAUGGAAACGGGGGCCUCUGAAUAA